Drosophila willistoni is the source of this 3069-nucleotide messenger RNA. RefSeq names its product melanotransferrin (gene Tsf2). Gene Ontology annotation, cellular component: plasma membrane; extracellular region; recycling endosome. Gene Ontology annotation, biological process: iron ion transport. The coding region runs from base 115 to 2643 and encodes 842 amino acids. The transcript is spliced from 7 exons. NCBI's taxonomy places the organism in Eukaryota, Metazoa, Arthropoda, Insecta, Diptera, Drosophilidae. The record is from RefSeq and is a predicted model, not a curated record.
UACGGAGUAACAAGUGCGAGCUAGGCUUGGGCGUGUCGUGUUAGUCGUUAUUCUUUUCUUUAAAUGUUUUUGCUUUUAAACUCUUCUUAAUCGCAUUUUUAUUUUUAUAAAAUCAUGUUGGGAGCUACAGUUAAUUUAGCUCUGAUAGGCGCGCUUUAUCUUAUACUGCCUUUUACAUACGCACAACAUCACUACGAUGAGCACAAGACUAGCAACAUAAUAUGGUGCACCAAGAGCCAGGAGGAGCAAUACAAGUGUUUAAACUUGACACAAGCCAUAGAGAGGGACAGAGCCCUUUUUGAUGAUGUAUUUCUUGAUUUGACCUGCUUCAUGGCCUAUAGUGCCGAUGAGUGCAUUCAUCAUAUUGAUCGUGAGAAGGCUCACAUAACUACCCUAGAUGCAGGCGAUGUGUUUACAUCUGGGCGUUAUAACUCCCUCAUACCUAUUAUGCAGGAGAAAUUGGAAGGCGGUUUCACCGAAUAUGAGUCUGUGGCAGUGGUUAAGAAGGGUUCUCUUCAAGAUGUCUUCAACCUAAGGGAUUUGCGUUACAAACGGGCGUGUUUUCCUUGGGUAGGAAGUCUAGCAGGUUGGAUAGUGCCCAUACAUACGCUGCAAAAGGAAGGCGGCAUGGAAGUGGUAGAUUGUAAUAAUCAAGUCAAAACUGCCGCCAACUAUUUCAAUAACUCGUGUGCUGUUUACUCCUUGACUGAUAAAUACAAUCCCAUUGGCGAUAAUUCAGACAAAUUGUGUACUUUAUGUACUGGAAAAAUACCUGGUGGUCGCUGUUCAGCCGCAGAUCCUUACUAUGGCUAUGAUGGUGCGUUUCGUUGCCUCCUAGAAGCAGGAGAUGUGGCCUUUUUGCGUCAUUCUACCGUCUCUGAGAUGCUACAGAGCGCUGAAUUCAAGAGCUUGUCGCCUAACAAUUUUGAACUAUUGUGCCGUGGCGGUAAUCGUGUUCCCAUCACGGAUUACCGACAAUGCAGCUGGGGUAAAGUGCCUGCCGAUGCUGUGGUAACCACCUCAGCUCGUAGUUUUCGGGAUCGCAAACUAUAUCAACAGUUCUUGAAACGUAUUGUGGAAUUGUAUUCCGAAGGAUUAAGAGAGACUCCGAAUAGCCAACAACAAAUAGGCAAUGGUGGUUUCAAUUCCUUCAAUGAUCAAAAUCGUAACUAUCCCUACGAUCAACAGCAAUUCGGCAAUGGUCCUUACGACAAUGUCAAUGCAUACAACAAUAGGAAUCAACAGAAUCCCUAUGAUCCUUAUGACUCCAAUCCAAAUUAUCGCAAUGAUCGCUUGGACAGCAGUUUCACCACUGAACGCAAUCCCCUUGAUAGCAACUCGUCCGUUCUCUAUGAAAAAUUCCAUGUAUUCGACUCGAAAAGAUAUGGCAAAACCAAUUUGCUCUUCCAGGAUGCCAGUCGAUCCCUCACUGCCAUACCGCAAGAUGAUCAGAGUUUUACCAAAUACUUGCAAGAUUCCAUUCAUUAUAUCUAUGGUAUACGCGAGUGUCCAGUGCCAGCAAUGACAUUGUGUGUGACCUCUGAUCCAGAGUUCGAGAAAUGCGUUAAAAUGAAAACUGCUCUGAAAGCGCAAAUUUUGAAACCUGAAUUGAUCUGCAAGAAGAUGCAUUCCCACAUAAAUUGCAUGCAACUGAUUCAGGCCGGCAAGGCUGAUAUCUCUGUCUUCGAUGCCGGAGAUGUUUACACGGGAGGACUUAACUACGAUCUGGUUCCAUUCAUGUCGGAGGUAUACAAUUUGGGCGAACCUGAAUACUAUGUGGUGGCUGUUGCCAAAGAAGAAGAUCCCGAUACUGAGCUCACCUAUCUAAAGGGUAAAUAUACCUGUCAUACGGGCAUUAAUAUGGCCGCUGGUUGGACAUACCCAAUGGCGUUCCUCAUCUCGAAUGGUUGGAUUCGUCCAUACGGCUGUGAUUCGGUGCGCGCUGCUGCUGAAUACUUUACCAAAUCGUGUGUCCCCGGUGCCACUAGCAGUGAGUAUAACACGGGUGUGCCCUAUGACAGCAUGUGUGAUCUGUGCCAUGGCACAAGCUAUCGCUAUUGCCGCCGUGAUGCUUCCGAGGAUUAUUAUGGCCAUACGGGCGCUUUCCGUUGUCUGGUAGAGGGUGGCGGUCAUGUUGCAUUUAUGAAACACACCACUGUCAUGGAAAGCACCGGUGGCAAACGCAAGGAAUGGUGGGCCCGAAACGCUCUCAACGAUGACUUUGAGUUGCUUUGCACCGAUGGCACUCGCGCCGAGUUGCAGGACUACAGACGGUGCAAUUUGGGCAAAGUGAAGGCCAAUGCUGUGGUUACACGCGGCGGUGUCAACUACAAUGAAACCCAACUGAACGCUUACAUUAAUCUACUGACCUAUGCCCAGCAAUUGUAUGGCCGCAAGGAUGUGGAUGCUUUUAGUUUCAGUAUGUUCGAGUCACCCCUCGGCCAUUACGAUCUAAUCUUCCAGGAUGCCACAAGACAAUUGCAGAUAAUUCCAACUGAGCAACGACGUUACGACACAUAUCUGGGCGGGAAUUUUAUGCGCGCUCGUCGCAUAACCGAUUGCUAUGCCGGUGCUUCUCAGUUGGCCAUCUCGUCGCUGUUAUUGCUGUGCCUCAAUGCAAUAGCCCUGAGAUUAUUCCUUUAAUGUGCCCUCAGAUGGUUGAUUAAUAUGGUUUAUCAAAAUACAUUCCAUUAGAGGUCUUUAACACCUAGUAGUCUAAUCGAAUUACGAAUUAUGGCGAAUCUCCAGCACAAAUAAGACAUAUCUUCUAAUAUAUAUAUAUAUUUAAAUAGGAACCUCUUUACACUCCAAAUAUACAAAACAUAAAUAUGUUUUUUAUUGUAAACUAAUUAUAAGACAGAUGGACCCGCCUUACAAAUAGGGGUCAGAGCCUUUUAUAACCGAGUGCCUUUCAAAUCGUCCUUUGCAUAUAUAUGUAUAUAUUUACAUACAUACAUACAUACAUACAAAACAUACAUACAAUUUUGUCCGUCCCAUAGAUUUUAAACGAAUUCGACAAAAGCCGUCCAGAUUAUAAGUAAAAAUUUAAUAAAUAUAUGUAUUUAAAAA